Molecule: messenger RNA, 1404 nt
Organism: Drosophila melanogaster (fruit fly)
Lineage: Eukaryota; Metazoa; Arthropoda; Insecta; Diptera; Drosophilidae
Exons: 1
Coding region: 17-271 (84 amino acids)
Source: RefSeq, marked reviewed
GCUGCAUCAACUCAAAAUGAGGCUGCAUCUUAUACCACUGGUUGGACUCCUUGCACUGAUUAUGGCCCAAUCCCAAGUACUCCUACCGGGACUUCGCGUGCGACAGGUUCCCGUGCUCGAAAUGGGCCAGAUUCCAGUGGUGCAGUACCUGGACGCGGCCUCCACAGUCACUCCAGAGCUGGUAAAGGAUCAGUUCAGCAGGCGAUUCACUACGCUGGCCAAACCCUUGGUCAGUGGUGCUGCUCCCCAAACCAGUCUCCCAAAUUUGUAAUUUAUUGUUACCGCCUAAGAGUCCAUUUGAUAAGCGAAUAUAUACAUAAAUAUUAAAGUUACGUCUUUAUGCCAUUAACUCUAGUUGCUAAAUAACCUUGUAACCUACUUUAAAUUGUACUUAAUCUAUUAAGAAAGAACUUUAAAAUCGGGUAAAAUUACCAACACGCACAGUUGGUGGUAUGCAUACACAUUUUAAUAUCGAAUAGAAACAAAAUAUUCCCAACAUCCUGACCUUUAAACAAGAGAAUAUCAGGAUCCUCGAAUAUUAGAGCAACAAAAUUGGUCACGAUUAAGACCACAGAAGUUUGUGUUAACGUGGGAUCUUAAAUUGACUACAAUAGCUCGAAUUUAAAAAUAAAUUGUGCCUAAUCUUAUAGAGUAUUGAAAUCGCGUUAGUAAUUAUAAGGACUGCCCGUUUACGUGCUGGCUAAUAAUAUAAAUAUUUCGAAAAAGUCAUAUAUCCAGUACCAGUCCUUCUGGCAGAGCCACCUGUUCUUCCAGUCGAAUUUGGACAACGUCUGACUGUGACGCAGUUCACCAACGAGACUUCUUCGAACGACUUGUUACUGCAAGACUGCUCCAUGGUGCAAGACUUGCGAUAUUUUAUGUCGAGUUUAUUCAUUCGGAUUAUAUGGAUCUCUCUGAAGUUCUCUGACUAUCGCGUAAAUGACAAUUAGAACAACUAGAAACCAUCGACAAAGGAAGAAACCAAUAUCCAAGCGAUGAGCUUUAGAAAUUGUGUAAUUCCAACAGCUCAGAUAAGUUGGCUAACUUGGCUGUUAUGCAAGUUAAAGUAUCUGAUACUCGCCAUCGGUCGCUUGCUACCAUGGAAUCAUCUGCUAGAUCAGACACGAUGAUCCUGCAUCUCGUUUGAUCCUGCAAGCGGGAUACAACGAAACAGCACCCCAAGCUCGGUGGUGGAGAAAACGAAAGACACGAUUCGAGAAACUACAACCCAUCCACCGAAGUUGGGCAAUCUAGCCCACAAUCGAAGCGGAUGGUUAAACUGCAGCAUUAUCUAGCUUACCCGAGGACAAUAGCACACUGGGAGCCAUAAGAAAGAACUCUCCAAUGCCAGGAAAACUUCGAGCAUUCAUCCAUUUUCACGAAUUGGUGGUGGUGCAAUACUGC